UCAAAAUCUUUUCAUAUAAAGGCAACUGGAUGGCUGGAAGACUCAGUCAGUCAAAGACAAAAUUUAGCAUAAUGCAGAACGGUCAGAUCCUCAGAAAUUUGUGCCUUCUUGUGGCCACUUGCUCGAUGGCCGCUGUGGUUCUGGGUGCGUGCAAUGUUUGUCAGACAAAUAAUGUGAAAUGCCUGAAUGAAACACACUAUGAGUAUUGCGCCACCAAUGUGGAAGCUGGCCAGGUACAAGCCUGCCCCGAUGACCAGGUGUGCACAGAGUUUGCUGCUUUCUGCAUGCCCAGUGGAGCCACACCGGCCUGUCAGAACUCAGAGGCUGAUGGAACCUGUGAGACCUGUGACGGCACCAACCUAUUUGUCUGCACCAGCCGCACCACCUUCCAGAUGUGCAGUGGCACCAACCUCACCGGCACUCCCUCCACUUGCAAGGCCAACACAGUCUGCUCCAUCCGCUCUGGGAAGUUCUGCGUGGAUAGCUGUGAGGUUACAGGAAGUCUGGAAUGCGAUAGAUCUGCCUAAAUGCUUGUAAUAUAUCUUAUAAAAAAUAAAUAAUAUCUUAAAUUUAAAAAAA
This is a messenger RNA of Drosophila ananassae, 579 nucleotides long. RefSeq lists its product as uncharacterized. The record is from RefSeq and is a predicted model, not a curated record. Bases 30 to 527 code for a protein of 165 amino acids. NCBI's taxonomy places the organism in Eukaryota, Metazoa, Arthropoda, Insecta, Diptera, Drosophilidae. The transcript has 2 exons.